Messenger RNA from Chrysochloris asiatica (Cape golden mole), 1462 nucleotides. It is a transcript of the gene MKRN1, whose product is annotated as makorin ring finger protein 1. The transcript is spliced from 8 exons. The coding region runs from base 23 to 1462 and encodes 479 amino acids. Lineage: Eukaryota; Metazoa; Chordata; Mammalia; Afrosoricida; Chrysochloridae. The record is from RefSeq and is a predicted model, not a curated record. Gene Ontology annotation, molecular function: metal ion binding; ubiquitin protein ligase activity. Gene Ontology annotation, biological process: protein polyubiquitination.
UUGCUGUGUGGGAUAAACAGUAAUGGCGGAGGCUGCAGCUCCCGGAACAACAGCCACAACAUCUGGAGCAGGAGCGGCAGCGGCGGCGGUGGCAGCGGCCUCCCCCACCCCUAUCCCCACCGUCACCUCGCCGGCCCCGGGUGCGGGGGGCGGUGGUGGCGGCAGCGACGGUGGCAGCGGCGGCUGGACGAAACAGGUCACCUGCAGGUAUUUUAUGCACGGGGUCUGUAAGGAAGGUGAUAACUGCCGCUACUCGCAUGACCUCACCGACAGUCCAUACGGGGUCCUGUGCAAGUACUUUCAGCGAGGCUACUGUAUCUACGGAGACCGCUGCAGAUAUGAACACAGCAAACCACUAAAACAGGAAGAAGCGACUGCUACAGAUCCCACUGCCAAACCAUCUCUUGCCGCUUCCGUGAGUCUCCCGUCAGCAGCUGGACCACUUGUUGAAAUGAGUGUGGGUGAAACUGAGUCAAAAAAUACCAACUUUGCAACAGUUGGAGCAGAAGACUGGGUGAACGCCAUCGAAUUUGUCCCGGGACAGCCCUACUGUGGACGCACUGCCCCUUCCUGCACAGAAGCAGCCCCACAGGCUUCAGUGACCAGUGAGGAACCAGAGAAAGAGCCCGCGGUGGACACCAAGAAGCAGCUGUGUCCCUACGCCGCAGUGGGCGAGUGUCGCUACGGGGAGAACUGUGUGUACCUCCAUGGCGACUCGUGUGACAUGUGUGGGCUGCAGGUCCUACACCCAGUGGACGCUGCCCAGCGGUCACAGCACAUCAAAUCUUGUAUUGAGGCCCACGAGAAGGACAUGGAGCUCUCGUUUGCGGUGCAACGCAGCAAGGACAUGGUGUGCGGCAUCUGCAUGGAGGUGGUCUACGAGAAGGCCAACCCCAGCGAGCGCCGCUUUGGAAUUCUCUCCAACUGCAACCACACCUACUGUCUCAGGUGCAUCCGCAAGUGGAGGAGUGCUAAGCAGUUUGAGAGCAAGAUCAUAAAGUCCUGCCCCGAAUGCCGGAUCACAUCUAACUUUGUCAUUCCAAGUGAGUACUGGGUGGAGGAGAAAGAAGAGAAGCAGAAGCUCAUGCAGAAAUACAAGGAGGCCAUGAGCAACAAGGCGUGCAGGUAUUUUGACGAAGGCCGUGGGAGCUGUCCGUUUGGAGGGAACUGUUUUUACAAGCACGCCUAUCCCGAUGGCCGUAGAGAGGAGCCACCCAGGCAGAAAGUGGGAGCAUCGAGCAGAUGCCGGGCCCAACGAAGGAACCACUUCUGGGAGCUCAUUGAGGAAAGAGAGAGCAGCUACCCUUUUGACGACGACGAAGAAGAGGUGGUCACCUUUGAGCUGGGCGAGAUGUUGCUUAUGCUUUUGGCCGCAGGUGGGGACGACGACAUGACAGACUCUGAAGACGAGUGGGACUUGUUUCACGAUGAGCUGGAGGACUUUUAUGACUUGGAUCUAUAG